AAACUUUGGCUACGACAGGUUUGCAAAUCGAUCGUUGUAUCUUGUCUCUUGACCUGGUCAGAUCUCCUCAAUACAGCUUGAUAAACUUUUACUGUUGACCGUUUUUAAAGGGUCUUUUUAAACCAUCCAUCCAAUUCAAACCUAAACAAAUCCAAUCUUCCUCGUUACUCAUCGAGCCUAUCAUCCUGGCUGUUCCCCUAAACAUCCUACAAUUCAACUCAUCAACUCUCUUCGUAAUGACUCUUCAUAGGGCUUCAUUACCACACUUCCCUUCAUCGACUCCAGCCAGGUUACGAUCAUCUGCUUCCUACGAUCAUCAUUCCAAUCAUAAGGAGCUCAAGCCAGCUUCACACUCCACGCCUCUCGAGUCGACCCCUCUGUUGGCCCAUCAGGAUACUACUACUACACCUCAGAAUAUGAGUCCACUCGACCAAACCCUCGAAAAGGUUGGCAUGGGCUUGUACCAAUGGAAACUGCUUGUGCUCUGUGGUUUUGGCUGGAUGUGCGACAAUAUGUGGCUACAAUCAGUAGCUGUCAUCUUACCCCGGGUUCAAAUUCAUUUUCGAGUUAGUGACCGGUGGAUUGGCUUGCUGUCUACCUCAAUAUUCACUGGUAUGAUGGUCGGGGCGUGGACCUGGGGAAAUUUCUCGGAUUCCUAUGGCCGCAGGCAUCCUUUCAACGGCACCCUCCUCAUGACCUCUGUCUUUGGACUGUUAUGCGGAUUUUCUCCCUCAUUUGAAGUUCUUUGCUUUCUACUCUUUUGCCUUGGAACUGGUGUUGGAGGCUCAAUGCCAACCGAUGGAAUGCUUUUUCUUGAAAAUAUUCCGAAAACACGACAUUAUCUCUUGACUGCUCUCUCAUUUUUUUUCUCAAUCGGAGCUGUGAUUGCUUCAGUACUCGGGCUGGUAUUUUUGCCUGGCCAAAGCUGUCAUGAGCCUGCACCUAACGAGACCCUUUUAUGUAAUCCUGAGCUGGAGAACCGUGGUUGGCGUCAUCUCUUGAUUGCUCUUGGUGUGAUUACGUUCAUCCUCUUUGGAUGCCGAGUGAUCUUAUUCAAGCUCCAGGAGUCUCCGAAAUAUUUGAUGGCCACCGGUCGCACCGCAGAUGCCAUCAUUGUUCUUGAAAUAAUAUCACAGCAUAAUGGAGAUUCGUUACAGCUUUCACCCGCUGACGUCGAAGAUGAUCAAGAAGACUAUGAUGAUGUGAUGCAAUCACAACGUCAGCGGAGAGCCGGCUAUACCGCUUUGGCCGAGACCACAAACGGUGCUUCGAAUUCCGUAUGGGAUGUGAUGAAGUCAAGCUUGGAUGAUUUCACUGGAAGGAUCGAAUAUCUUUUUACACCCCACUGGAGGCUUACCACGAUAUUAGUAUGGACAAUCUGGACGACGGUGGCAUUCGGAUAUACAUGUUUCAAUGUGUUCUUGCCCAAGUAUCUCGAAAAAAGGAUUGGAAUGGGUGGCGAUGGAUUGGAGAAAACGUUGAGGGACUACGUUUUGUACACAGUAGCAGGUUGUCCAGGUAGUAUCCUAGGCGCUUGGCUAAUUGAAACAAGGUUAGGACGGAAAUACUCCAUGGUCCUCUCGACUUUCCUUACGGCCAUCGGAACACUCGUCUUCAUCACCGUACGGACGGAGAAAGGGGUGAUCAUGAGUUCGAUGGCGAUUUCACUGGCAGCUACAUUGAUGUACGCGGUGAUUUAUGGUUAUACUCCUGAAGUCUUUACUCCGCCAAUGAUCCGUGGCACAGCAUGCGGGAUUGCAUCGGCCCUCAGCCGACUAGCCGGGAUCUUGGCCCCUAUGAUCGCUGGGAUCAUGAUGAUCACAUCGAUUUAUCUGCCCAUGUAUCUAAGUGUGUGUAUGUUUUUGAUUUCAUGUGCUUGCAUGCUCUUUUUACCGGUCGAAACACGACAGCAAUCUACUACUAGAACCCACUCACCGGCAUGAUCACCAGUCGGAUCUUUUACUUGAUGAAUCGUAUCCUCAGCCAAAUACGCAUUUUCAAAAACGUUUUCCUUUAUCUAUUUGUAUCCUUCGUAUUUUUCUAAAUGAUCAUCAUAAUUCUUUUUUUCCUUUAUAUCCCAUCAAUGUAUUUUUUCCGUUUGAUGGAGCAAUAAUGAUAUCUCCCAAUCGGUUUUUGACUU
Messenger RNA from Melampsora larici-populina 98AG31, 2140 nucleotides. RefSeq lists its product as uncharacterized. Bases 237 to 1943 code for a protein of 568 amino acids. Gene Ontology annotation, biological process: transmembrane transport. Lineage: Eukaryota; Fungi; Basidiomycota; Pucciniomycetes; Pucciniales; Melampsoraceae. Gene Ontology annotation, molecular function: transmembrane transporter activity. The record is from RefSeq and is a predicted model, not a curated record. The transcript is spliced from 13 exons.